Molecule: messenger RNA, 2557 nt
Organism: Raphanus sativus (radish)
Lineage: Eukaryota; Viridiplantae; Streptophyta; Magnoliopsida; Brassicales; Brassicaceae
Product: probable inactive receptor kinase At5g67200
Exons: 2
Coding region: 294-2327 (677 amino acids)
Biological process (GO): protein phosphorylation
Molecular function (GO): protein kinase activity; ATP binding; protein binding
Source: RefSeq, a predicted model, not a curated record
AUAUAUUUGAUCUAUGCCGUCAUUAUUCUUUUGCUUCGUUCAACAGUUUUUACAAGUUUGAACCAUAAAUAAUAAUUAUUAUGCAUCUUCUUACUUUUUCAGUAUUCACGUGACUCUGAGCUUUCAAGUCCGACAGCUAGUCUCUUGUGUCUUACAUCCUUUUGUCACGUACCUCCUGCUCCGUUCACCUCUCUCUAGAUUUUUUCUACAGAAAGCAAAAUCAAGUCUGUGAUAUUGUAAUCUCAUACAUUAUUAUUGACAUGCUUCUUUAACCCAUUCCCAACUCAGAGAAAAUGCUUCGUUGUAACUUCCCCAUUUCUCAGUUCCUUUUCUACUGUUUCUUCUUCGCCGCCAUUGCUUCUUCUUCUUCUUCUUCUUUAAACAGCACAAAACCCGCAUCUCAUCACCGUGAUGCUUACUCUCUUUUGCUGUUCAAAUCCAAAGCUGAUCUAUGGGACAAGCUUGGUUUCUUCAGCAACAAAAGCUCCAGCUUCUGUCAAUGGUGGGGUGUUACGUGCUACGGCAACAAAGUGGUUCGUUUGGUUAUAGAAGAUCUCUAUCUUGGAGGCCAACUCGCUCCUGACUCAGUCAAUAAACUCGACCAGCUCCGAGUUCUCAGUCUCAAGAACACCUCCUUAACCGGACCUUUACCCGAUUUAUCCGGGUUGGUUAAUCUCAAGUCGCUAUUUCUCGAUCACAACUCCUUCUCCGGUUCGUUUCCUCUCUCGGUUCUCGAGCUUCACCGGUUAAGAACCCUUGAUUUCUCAUUCAACAACCUCACCGGUCCAAUCCCUCACGGUUUAGUCUUAUCCGACCGGUUGAUUUACCUCCGACUCGAUUCAAACCGGUUUAACGGAGCUGUCCCUGCUCUAAACCAAUCCUCGCUUCAUUCUUUCAAUGUUUCGGUUAACAACUUAACCGGUGCUGUACCGGUAACCGCCGUUCUGUUACGGUUCGGCAUUUCCUCUUUUCUCAAAAACCCUAACCUCUGCGGCGAGAUCGUUCACAAAGAAUGCAACCCGAGGUCCAAAUUUUUCAAUCUAUCUCCGCCGGAAAAGGCGCCGCCGCCACCACCGCCUUUCCCGCACGGCCAAAUGGCCGAUUUCAGAGGAGCGGGAUUGUCCCGGCCGAGUCAUAGCAAGCAUUCGCGAUUCGCGGUGAUUCUAGGGUUUCUAUUAGCCGCUCUUGUUCUGUUUAUCUCCGUGGGUUGUCUAAUCGCCGCCGUAAAGAGGCGGAGAGACAAUAAGGAUAAAGAGAAAGGGAAAGAAUCGACGGCGGUUGUUGCGUCCGACGCGGCGGAGACGGCGGAAGUAGCGGCGGCGAUACAGAUGGAGCAAGAGAGUGAGCUGGAGGAGAAGGUGAAGAAGCUACAGGCGGCCAAGAGUGGGAGCUUAGUAUUCUGUGCGGGAGAGGCCCACGUGUACACGAUGGACCAGCUAAUGACAGCUUCCGCUGAGUUAUUGGGUAGAGGAACGGUGGGGACCACGUAUAAGGCGUUGCUUGACAGCCGUUUGAUCGUGACGGUUAAGAGGCUAGAUGCCAUUAGAUUGGCGGGCGUAGGGAGGGAAAAGUUUGAGAGACACAUGGAAUCAGUUGGAGCAUUAGGGCAUCCGAACCUGGUCCCACUCAGGGCUUAUUUCCAGGCCAAGGAAGAAAGGCUGCUGAUUUAUGAUUAUUUGCCAAAUGGCAGUCUCUCUUCUCUCGUCCACGGUACAAAAUCGUCAAGGGCAAAGCCAUUACACUGGACAUCUUGUUUGAAGAUAGCAGAAGACGUAGCUCAGGGUCUCUCUUACAUCCACCAAGCAUGGCAGCUUGUUCACGGAAACCUCAAAUCCUCAAAUGUCCUUCUCGGACCAGACUUCGAAGCUUGUAUCUCCGACUACUGUCUCGUCGCCCUUGCAACGAACCCUCCUCUAACAUCAAAUGACGCCCAAGAAGAGGCGGAUGCAAUUGCUUAUAAAGCCCCUGAAGCUCGACACAAGAGUUUGAGUUAUCAAUCCGUUAAAGCCGAUGUUUACUCCUUUGGGAUCCUACUUUUAGAGCUUUUGACGGGGAAACAACCUUCGAAGCUUCCGGUUUUACCAUUAGAUGAGAUGAUGGAAUUUGUGAGGAAAGUGAGAGAGGAAGGUGAGAAAAAUGGGAACUGGAGAGAGGACAGGGAUAAAUUCGGAAUGUUGACGGAAGUUGCGGUUGCUUGUAGCUUAGCAUCGCCGGAACAAAGGCCAACGAUGUGGCAGGUGUUGAAGAUGUUGCAGGAGAUUAAAGAAGCAGCUGUAAUGGAAGAGUGUGAACUUGUCAUGGACUCUACUAAUUCUGGCAGCUCAUAAGGACAACUUUUUCUAAGAAAAGAAACUUAAUAUGUCGCUUUCUCUCUUCGUGUCUUUCACUAAUCUUUAAAACUAUGGUAGUUAACAGUGGCGGUUUUACAUUAGUGCCACACGAUUCCUGAUCACUUUGACUUGUCUUGAUGAUGUUUUCUUCCUAUGAGUAGUCCAGUGGAAUUUGAAUUAUGUAUUUCAACUAUGUAUUUAUCUUAAAUAUAAAGUCUUAAUUUAAA